Molecule: messenger RNA, 1615 nt
Organism: Microcebus murinus (gray mouse lemur)
Lineage: Eukaryota; Metazoa; Chordata; Mammalia; Primates; Cheirogaleidae
Source: RefSeq, a predicted model, not a curated record
CAGGACUUCAACUUCAUCAGAACUGAACCUUUGUCAUCAAUAGGCCAGUGGUUAAUGCUUGGGCGGUGUGCACUUGGGGCAUUGCUUGCCCAUUGUCCACAUAAACUGUGAAGGCAGAAGAAAGAAACACAACCUGGUUAGACAGAAGAAGAAUUGGCAAUGGAUCGGAACCAGCGUGUGAAACUAAACGAUGGUCACUUCAUUCCUGUUCUGGGAUUUGGCACCUAUGCACCUCCAGAGGUCCCUAAAAGUAGGACCGUGGAGGCAACCAAAUAUGCAAUAGAAGCUGGGUUCCACCAUAUCGAUGCUGCUUAUUUAUAUGAAAACGAAGAGCAGGUUGGACUGGCCAUCCGCAGCAAGAUUGCAGACGGCUCUGUGAAGAGAGAGGACAUCUUCUACACAUCAAAGCUUUGGUCCACUUUCCAUCGACCAGAGUUGGUCCGACCAGCCUUAGAAAGGUCACUGAAGAAACUUCAACUGGACUAUGUUGACCUCUAUCUUAUUCAUUUUCCGUGGGCUCUCAAGCCAGGUGAGGAGCUUUUACCAACUGAUGAAAAUGGAAAAACAAUAUAUGACAUAGUGGAUAUUUGUGCCACAUGGGAGGCCCUGGAGAAGUGUAAGGACGCAGGAUUGGCCAAGUCCAUCGGGGUGUCCAACUUUAACCGCAGGCAGCUGGAGAAGAUCCUGAACAAGCCAGGGCUCAAAUACAAGCCUGUCUGCAACCAGGUGGAAUGCCAUCCUUAUCUCAACCAGAGCAAACUGCUGGAUUUCUGCAAGUCAAAAGACAUUGUUCUGGUUGCCUACAGUGCUCUGGGAACCCAACGAGAUAAACGAUGGGUGGACCCAAGCUCCCCAGUGCUCCUGGAAGACCCAGUUCUUUGUGCCCUGGCCAAAAAGCACAAGCGAACUCCAGCCCUGGUCGCCCUGCGCUACCAGCUGCAGCGUGGGGUUGUGGUCCUGGCCAAGAGCUUCACUGAGCAGCGCAUCAGAGAGAACAUGCAGGUUUUUGAAUUCCAGUUGACUUCAGAGGACAUGAAAAAACUAGAUGGCCUAAACAGAAAUCUACGCUAUAUUACUGCUGAUUUUAUGGCUGACCACCCUGACUAUUCAUUUUCGGAUGAAUAUUAACAUGGAGGUAUUUGCAUGACUACUUCUGAAUGCUUCUGCCUGUGCAUAGUGAUGAAGAAGAGGUCUCUGAUGCUGGCCUUCGGACACAUCACCUCUGGCUAAUUACACGUUGCUUAGGAACUUCAGCCAGCUAAUACCAACUCCGCAGAUAAGAAAGAAAAGACAAUAAAUAAAUGUGAAGAUCAAACAAACAUGAUUUCAAAACAGAAAAGAAAGGCUUUAAGGAGCAGAACUGCAGUUAAUGUUCUCCUUCCUGAGGCAGAUACUUGGCUGAUAUUUUAAUUAUCAAGUAUAAGUGUUUAUUUUGACUUCCCAGAGAAUUUGGAUGAGGAGAGGAGCAUGAUAUCCCUGAAACACAGAAGGGAGGUCACAGCAGGAGAGAGUGAGGACCUUGACCACUUUCACAUGGACCUAAGGGUCAUCCUGUCUGGAGAAUCACUUGAAGGCUGUUUUUUACUGUCCAAGGAAAAUUCAAGUCCAGUGAAAA